CUCCGUCACUUUCAGAACUCUUGGCGCCCCUCGGCCCCCGUAGGGACGCGUUGACGUAAGACGCGCUGAGGACGCGCGAGGGACGACGCUGGUUUCCCUGGUGACGGUUGCCAGGGCAGCGCGUGCCGGCGUCCGGAAGAAGUUGCCUAGCCGCUGCAGGGAGAGGUGGAGAGAGACCGCGCUUUGGCUCCUGCAUGUCCAGUGUGUUCGUGCACCCAUUUUGCGCACUUGGGAUGAUCUUCAGGGGCAGGAUGGCAGCAGAUGAAAGCUCGCAGGACACUUUGCGGCUCCAGUUCCAGGCGAUGCAGCAGAUGCAGCACAAACGGCUACAGAAGCAGAUGGAGAGAAAGAGGGAGAAGGAGCUGAGCCCCAAAAGCAGAGCUGACGGCCAGGAGGAGCCCUUGGAGGUCCCAGGUGGUCUCAGCCUUCUCCAUGCUGGGGAGCCACACUUGAAAAACAGCUUUGAGAAGAGGGUGCUUGAAGAUGAGAUCGAACACCUUCGAAACGAGCUCAGGGAAACCGUGGACGAGAACGGGCGACUGUAUAAACUGCUGAAGGAAAGGGACUUUGAAAUCAAACACCUCAGGAAGAAAGCAGAAGAGGACAGACUUGCCUUCACAGGGACAGCUGGUGUAGCUGGAGACAUGGUCGCCACCAAAAUUGUGGAGCUAUCAAAAAAGAACCGGGUGUUGAUGGCAGAAUCAGAGGGUGCAAAAACCAGAGUGAAGCAGCUGACCAAUCGCAUCCAGGAGCUGGAGCGGGAGCUGCAGUCAGCCCUGACCAGGCCGCCAGCCAAGGGGGCCGCUGACGCGGGGGCCAAGCCGCCGAGGACGCAGACGGGAGACAGAGCAUUGCAGGAGACCCCGGAGGUGAAGGCCCUGCAGGACAGGCUGGCGGCCACCAACUUGAAGAUGAGUGACCUCCGUAACCAGAUCCAGUCUGUGAAGCAGGAGCUUCGGGUGGCACAGAAGGUUUUGGCCAGUGAGGUCGGGGAAGGCAUCGAUGUCCAGCAGCUCCUGUCCUUGCCUGGGACCUGGAGGGGUCGGGCUCAACAAAUUCUCGUUUUGCAAAGCAAGGUUCGAGAGCUUGAGAAGCAGCUGGGCCAGGCCCGGAGCCAGUCUGCAGGAACAGCCAAUGAUGAGUUGUCUGUGUAUCCAGACCCAAGGAAGCUGUCGGCACAGGAGAAACACCUGCUGAGGAUCCACAGCUUGGAAAGGGAGAAGCAGGAAGCCUUGGAGAAACUUGCCAGUGAGCGGGAUGCCCUCCAGAGAGAGCUUGAGGAGCUGAAAAAGAAGUGUGAGGGCAUGAGGUCUCGGAACAAGGUGCUGGCGAGUGAGGUGAAGACCCUCAGGAGUCAGAUGGGGACCUUGGUGGAGAAGGGCCGGCAUGACGACGAGCUCAUCGACGCCCUGAUGGACCAGCUGAAGCAGCUACAGGAAACCCUGGGCAGCCUGAGUCUGAAGGAGGAGAAGACGCGACUGUCCCAGCACCACGUGGACCAGCAGUUGAACAGUGAGGCUCAGCGGAGCAGUAGCCUCGUCGCCCAGCUGCAAGCCAUGGUGGCCGAGCGGGAGGCCAGAGUGCAGCAGCUGGAGACGGAGAUCGGGCAACUCAGUGUGCACUAUCUUCGGAAUAAUGGAGCGGGUGAGGGGACCGGUGGAACCCAGUUCCCAGAGGACCCAGACCUGGCCAAGCCCCCGACCUCGGCAGGCGGCCACACUGGCAGGCUGGGAUCUUCUCGCUCUGUGACCAGCCUGGGCCACACACUGGUGGAAUCUGCUCUCACGAGGCCUUCCCUGCCCAGUCCCCACAGGACCUCGCCUAGGUUCUCGGACUCCCCAGAACAAAAUGGCUGGCUGGCACGCGUGGCAGAGAUGAAGGCCCUCUGGCAGGCUGCUGAGGUGGAGCGUGACCGGCUCGCUGAGUUUGUCACCGUCCUACAGAAACGGUUCCCUCACCUGAGAGUUCAGCUCCCAGAGCUGGUUCGGGGCACUCCCAGCCACAACUCAUGUGCCCACCCAAAACGCCCCCAGCCGGGGCCCUGUCAUCACACUGUCGCCUUAGAAGCAAGUGCAUUCUGCAUGCAGCCAGUGGGACUGUCGUGUGGCCUGUGGAUGUUGCUGGGAGUCGUGGGGCAGAGACACUCAGGAGUAGAUCAGUCCCAUCAAUCCAUCAAUAAUUAAAAUCUGUGAUGAGCCUGGCGUUGUGCUUGCUGCUGCUGGGGAGGGUUGGUGGGAAGAAAACACAAGCUAGACUGACAUCUGGAAUCGCAAAGAACAAGAGAACCGGGGAGGCAGGAGGCAAGCACGAGGCGGGGGGCGCUGGGCCAGGAGGGGCGGCUUUCUCCGAAGCGUUGCUGACAGGCUUCCAUUCAGACAAAUCAGUGCUCCUCGCUCAAAUGAUCCUUUUGGCAAGAAUUGCAGGUGACCAGGCCAACACAUGGCUCGACCGUGUGACCUCCACGCCGAAAAGUAUUCAGCACACCACUGAGUUUCUGCCCUAACAGGCCGUGUCAUGUAUCAUCGGGCUCGUUGAUGAUGGACAAUGGAAAGCAAUUCUGACUGAAUUCAGUGAUGGGCAGAGAGCAGGAGAGGAGCCCGGGCAGGCACAGGUGUCUUGGGCAGCAGGAAACCCUGGGCAGGUCCCUGGCCACUGAAAUGAUACGGCCAAAUGGCUCUUAGCCCUUGUGCCCAUGGGUUCUGGGAGAGAAGGCUGAAGUGGACGGUGCUGUGCCCGGGUCCACCCCACAUGCAAGGGCACUCUGCCUGAAGUUCCUCUGGCGCCCACAGAAUGCAGGAGGGGUAGUUUGCCAAAGUGAAAAAGGGGGCACUGGGAGCAAAAGGAGCUAAGGGUGCAGGGAAGGAGAAGGGAAGGACAAGGGAGGCCUGCUACCUCCACAGUGAGGGGGCAGGGAAGGACAAGGGAGGCCUGCUACCUCCACAGUGAGGGGGCAGGGAAGGACAAGGGAGGCCUGCUACCUCCACAGUGAGGGGGCAGGGAAGGACAAGGGAGGCCUGCUACCUCCACAGUGAGGGGGCAGGGAAGGACAAGGGAGGCCUGCUACCUCCACAGUGAGGGGGCAGGGAAGGACAAGGGAUGCCUGCUACCUCCACAGUGAGGAGGUAGCUUUGUUUUCACACCAUACGUAGAGAAGAUGUGAAUUUCAGACAUACUCAAAUAUAUGAGAAAAGCAACAUUAAUUUUUUUUCUGUAAUUGGAAUGUAAUGGAUGGUACAAGUCUUUUUUUUUUUUUUUUUUUUGAGACGGAGUUUCGCUCUUGUUACCCAGGCUGGAGUGCAAUGGCGCGAUCUCGGCUCACCGCAACCUCCGCCUCCUGGGUUCAGGCAAUUCUCCUGCCUCAGCCUCCUGAGUAGCUGGGAUUACAGGCACGCACCACCAUGCCCAGCUAAUUUUUUGUAUUUUUAGUAGAGACGGGGUUUCACCAUGUUGACCAGGAUGGUCUGGAUCUGUUGACCUCGUGAUUCACCCGCCUCGGCCUCCCAAGGUACAAGUCUUUAGUCUAUCAAAUGGUAGAAACAUACUCAGUGCAGGCUUUCUCAUUUCUCUUGAGUUACAUCUGAGUUUGUGUGAGGAAGGUGACUCCGUUAGCUAUUGCUGUGUAACAAACCAUCCCAAACCUAGUGGCUUCAAACACAUGGCUUGUGCUUUCCACGAUGCUGUGGCUCGGCUGGGUCAUUCUGCUCCUCAUAAUGUCAGCUGGGGUCAUGCACUGCUCUCAUGCAGCUGGCACUUCAGGGGUGCCUCAGCCCUCCCCAUGUGGUUUCUGUCUCCAUCUCAUUUCCAGGGCCUCUCCACACAGGGCUGGGAUUGGGGAGGGCAAGCAAGGCACUUGGGCUGUGAAGUGUAAGGAGGUACUCACGCCCAGUCACGUACGUGCAGCUCUGUCUGCCAACAUGCUGGCCCUUUUUGGGUCCUUGGGUCCCUCCUGCUACUCAGUGUCAUUCUGGGGUGUCAGGGGCUCUGUGAGGCUGUGCUGGGCCCAUGAGCCAAGACCUGCUGCCUUUUUUCCUUGAAGUUAUUGCUAAUUCCCUGCGCCAUAACAAAAAAAAAUUUCCUUAAAUCUAUUUGGUUUAAAACUAAAUGGUUUAAACUAAAAUCAUUUCGUUAAAACUAAUUUGGUAAAUUACCAAAACUGAUGACUGGCCAAUUAAACCAAAUUAACUUAAAUCAUUUUAAAUUAAAACUAAAUGUUUUAACUAUCCCAAAGUACAGGGCCUUCCUUUCUCAGAGAGCCUCAAUCUCUACUCCCUUCUUAAUCUGCAGUCUGUCCCUGUCUUGCAUAGGGAGGUCUUUCUCUGCUUAGCUUCUCUUCUCUCUUACUCUGCCCUACAAUUUCCAGCUGCCUCAGUUCCCCCUCCCACCCCAUCCCCUAAUCCCAUGCGCUUGUCCCGGGAAGACUGCCCCCAUCUCACACUGCCAUGGAAGUGCCUCAGGCAGAAAGCCAGGGCCACGGGCCAGCUCAAGCCCUUCCUUUUCUCGGUCUUGUACCCAGUAUGUGUCAUCCUGUUGUCCAGUGUCUGAAGACAAGUUCU
Molecule: messenger RNA, 4553 nt
Organism: Callithrix jacchus (white-tufted-ear marmoset)
Lineage: Eukaryota; Metazoa; Chordata; Mammalia; Primates; Cebidae
Source: RefSeq, a predicted model, not a curated record